AGAUUAAUUUCUGGAGCUUCAAAAUACAAUAUGUAUUUCAAAAUGCUUGCUCUUCAAUUGUGGAUAUUGGAACAUGCGAAAAAAUGGGAACCAUGCCUGAUUGCUGCGGAGAGGCCUUGGGGAUGACUCCUUGAAACCAGUAAGAUGCCUGGCUGUUUUAAAAAGACCUUAUUUGCCUUGGCUUCUCUAAUAAGUUUUGCAUCUUUUAUCUUGAUUGUUGUUGCAAUGGGGACCCCGAGGUGGAUGACUGGAAAGAUCCUUUGCAAAACAGGAGCUGAUUUGGUCAAUGCCACAGACCCAGAACUGGUCAAGUUCAUUGGAGAAAUUCACUACGGACUCUUUCGGGGUGGCAAAAUCCGUCAGUGUGGGUUGGGCGGGAGGCGUUCCAAAUUCACAAUUUUCCCACACAUGGUGAAAAAGCUGAAUACAGGCCUACAUGUGACGAUUAUAAUGUUCCUCUGUGUGGCCGUUUGCCUUUCUCUGGUCAGUUUUGGAUUCUGCAUACUUAACGCAAUAAAAGUUCCUUACCGGGCUAUUAAAGGUCCAGCAGGAGUAUGCCUUUGGAACUUCCUUGCAGGUGGAUUUAUAGCACUUGCAGUCACAAGCUUUAUGGCUGCUGUGAAACUUCAUCACCUCACAGAAAGAAUUGCCAAUUUUCGGGAAAAUGUCUUUCAAUUUGUUAUCCUAGAAGAACGGUUUGAAGACUGUUUUUGGCUUUGUGUGGCAAGUGCCACAACACAUGCAGUAAAUUUGCUGCUGAUAGCCAUUAGUGGGAUUAAUUUCCCUAAAAUUAAGACUAAAACAGAGGAAGCAAAUGUUACAGCAGAAGAUAUCAUGUACUAACAAUCUACACAAAAUCACUUUGGCCAGUGAACUGUCACGAUAGAAGCAGCUUCUUGGCUCUUCAGCUUUUGAUUUGGAUGGAUGAUUUUGAUAUGAGUAAAGACGUCAGUCUACAAUACCAGCAAUUAACAUAUGUGGGAAAGUGGGAAAAAACAAUGCUACAAAUAUCAUUAUUCUCAAAAGUGACCAAUAUCUGC
Messenger RNA from Columba livia (rock pigeon), 1040 nucleotides. RefSeq names its product clarin 2 (gene CLRN2). The transcript has 3 exons. The record is from RefSeq and is a predicted model, not a curated record. Bases 145 to 843 code for a protein of 232 amino acids. NCBI's taxonomy places the organism in Eukaryota, Metazoa, Chordata, Aves, Columbiformes, Columbidae.